Messenger RNA from Penicillium nucicola, 513 nucleotides. RefSeq lists its product as uncharacterized. The record is from RefSeq and is a predicted model, not a curated record. The coding region runs from base 1 to 513 and encodes 170 amino acids. The transcript is spliced from 2 exons. Lineage: Eukaryota; Fungi; Ascomycota; Eurotiomycetes; Eurotiales; Aspergillaceae.
AUGUGGGCAAAGUCUCUAAAUCUCUCUCUUGUUACUGGUUCCGCCGUGGCUGCUAGCGUGGUCAGCAAGCGCAGUCCGGAAACCUACAAUUUGUACGCUUAUGGUGAAAGUAUUGGAGGACUUCCAUUAUACUAUGCCGAUGUCUAUACUGGAUCCUCUGGUCCACUGGUAGGCAAUCCGGCAAAUUCAACCGGAUCUGAUUCUGGCAAAAACCUCAGCCCACCUUCAUUCUCGGACCAGCAGAUGUUUGUCCCUAGUACCGACUCAAGCAGCCACCAGGUUGGCCGUACCAGGAACGCAUCUUCAGAGGAAGUCACCUCAAAGUUUAUCUGGUACGGACAUUUCCUGCUAGUGGAAAUCGAUAACGGGGAAUAUACUUCCCUAUUCUAUACCAAAAAGAACAGUAACCAGGAGGGGGCUUAUUCCUUGCUAUGGAAUAUCACUGAAAAUGAAGACGAGGACACGGAGUAUUUUGUAGUCUCAAUGAGAUCGAUUGCCCCAUCAAAUUCCUGA